Molecule: messenger RNA, 1278 nt
Organism: Brassica napus (rape)
Lineage: Eukaryota; Viridiplantae; Streptophyta; Magnoliopsida; Brassicales; Brassicaceae
Exons: 2
Coding region: 1-1278 (425 amino acids)
Source: RefSeq, a predicted model, not a curated record
AUGGCUGACGUGGCUAGGGCUCCACGCACGAAGGACCUUGGAUCUGCAUCCAUCCAAUGUCUGAUGUUGACAUCGACAAACUACACAGUUUGGUCGAUGAAGAUGAAGGUUCUACUUCAUGUUCAUGAAGUGUGGGACACGAUCGAACCCGGUUCAGAUGAUCAAAAGAAGAAAGAUGUUUUGAUAGCUCUUUUGUUUCAAUCUGUUCCAGAGACGUUGAUUCUCCAUGUGGGAGAUCAAACUGCAUCUAAAGAGAUCUGGAACACCAUCAAGUCGCAACACCUUGGAGCUGAUCGUGUAAGGGAGGCGAGACUUCAAACGUUGAUGACGAAGUUUGAUAGGUUGAAGAUGGAUGAUAACGAUACAGUCGAUGACUUUGCAGGGAAGAUAUCGAGCCUAUCAUCCAAAGCAACCUCGUUGGGAGAAAACAUAGAAGAAUCCAAGAUGGUUAAGAAGUUCUUGAAGGGUCUUCCGAGAUACAAGUACAUUCAGAUCGUAGCGUCACUUGAGAAAGUCCUAGACCUCAACAAGGCGGGUUUUGAGGAUAUAGUUGGAACGCUUAAGGCGUACGAGGAGCGUGUAGGAGAAGAAACUCAGAAAGAAGACCAAGGGAAGCUGAUGUUUUCAAACAAUGAAGAGCAUAGUCAGAGGGGCUAUGAGAAUUCCCGUGGUAGUUUGGAAGAGAACGGAUUGGUAGAGGCAGAGGUCGGGGCAGCUGUCUGUCCCGAGAAGACAGUGAAGAAUCAAGAAACUAACCUAAACGAGACAGAAGAGGUCGAUGCACUUUAUGUACACGAGGUGGUGAUCUUGAAUGAAGAUAAGAAAAUUCCAAAGAAUCUUAAUAUCGACAAAGAAAAUGCAAGUGUCUGGUAUUUGGAUAAUGGAGCGAGUAAUCACAUGAUGGGAAACAAAGAGUUCUUUUCGAGUUUGAAUCUAAACACCAAAGGGAAGGUGAAGUUCGGUGAUGGAUCGUGUGUUGACUUUGUAGAAAAGGGUGUGGUUACCUUUGUAUGCAAGACUGGAGAGAAGAAGGCACUCAAAGACAUAUAUUACAUACCCGAUCUGAAGCACAAUAUGUUAAGUCUUGGGCAAGCAACAGAGAACAUAUGUGACGUUCAGAUGAAAGAUGUCUACUUAACACUCACAGAUUUGUGUGGAAGGUUGCUAGUACAUGUCACAAGAUCUCUGAACCGUCUCUACAAGACCCUUAUGGAGAUAAGCUACCCGGAGUGUUUACAUGUCAAGGAUGAAGAUGCUACAUGGAGGUGUCAUGCUUGA